This is a messenger RNA of Chenopodium quinoa (quinoa), 1756 nucleotides long. Its product is annotated as UDP-glycosyltransferase 88A1-like. Lineage: Eukaryota; Viridiplantae; Streptophyta; Magnoliopsida; Caryophyllales; Amaranthaceae. The record is from RefSeq and is a predicted model, not a curated record. Gene Ontology annotation, molecular function: UDP-glycosyltransferase activity.
AUAACAUGCUUUUUUUUUUUUUUUUUUGAAAAGCAGAUAAUAACAUGCUUAAAUUACAGUCAAUUGUGUAGUUUUCUUGUUUUCAUUCAUCUUCUAAAAAAAACAAAACUUCAAAUUCCUCUGUUUUUCCAACAAUGGAGAAAAUAGUACUUUACCCAUCACCAGGAAUCGGCCAUUUAAUCUCCAUGGUCGAGCUCGGAAAACUUCUAUUAUCUCACUCUUCUUCUAUCUCCAUUACUAUUCUCAUUGCAAACUUCCCUUCAGUUAGUAGUUCAUAUUCAUCCUACAUCUCCUCUGUUUCGGCUUCUUUUCCUUCAAUCAACUUCCUUUCUCUGCCUUCAGUUUCUCUACUACUUGGUGAUCCAAUAAAUUACGAAAAUUUUGAACAUAUUCUUUAUGAAUUUCUUCAGAGUAAUAGCAACAACGUCAAACAAUCCCUUGAAUCGAUUUCUGUCUCUUCCCCUGUUUCAGCCUUCAUUAUUGACUUUUUUUGUUACUCUGCUGUUGAAGUGUCUCAAUCACUUAAAAUACCCACUUACUUUUUCUUCACUUCUGGUGCUUCUGCUCUAGCUUUCUUUCUUAAUUUCCCGGUCUUCGAUAAAAUUGCCACUGAUUCUUACAGGAAUCUUAUGGAUUCGGCUUCGUUUGAGAUUCCUGGAUUGUUCUCUGUUCCUGCUAGUCAUAUGCUCGAGCCUAUGCUUGAUCGAGGUGUGAGUUAUCAUGAGUUUGUUAAAAUGGCUGAAACCAUGCCCAAGUCCGAUGGGAUUAUCGUUAAUACAUUCGAGUCGUUGGAGGUUAAAGCUGUAAAGGGUUUGAAACAGGGGACUUGUCUUCCUGAUACACAAAUUCCUCCUGUUUAUUGUAUUGGGCCUUUGUUUGCUAACCGUGGCGGCGGUGCGGAGAAUAAUAGUGAAGAGAGGCAUGAAUGUCUGAAGUGGCUUGAUUCGCAACCUAGUAAAAGUGUGGUAUACUUGGGGUUUGGGAGUAGAGGUAUGUUUUCUAAGGAACAAAUUUUGGAGAUAGCUUUAGGGUUAGAAACGAGUGGGGUGAGGUUUUUGUGGACGGUUCGGGCCCCUCCUAGUGAAGAGAAGGGUGCCAAUUUGUCUCAGCCACCGGAUCCGGAUCUAGAUUCGAUUCUUCCAGAAGGAUUUUUGGAUCGGACUAAAGAUAGGGGUCAUGUAGCUAAGUCGUGGGUCCCACAGAUUGCGGUGUUGGGUCAUGAGUCAGUGGGUGGGUUUGUGAGUCAUUGUGGGUGGAACUCGACUUUAGAGGCAGUGGAUGCUGGGGUGCCUAUGGUGGCGUGGCCUCUUUACGUCGAGCAAAGGUUUAAUAAGAUUCUAAUUGUGGAGGAGAUAGGGAUUGCAUUACCAAUGGAUGAAAAUGAAGAUUGGUUUGUGAGUUCGAGUGAGAUUGAGAAGCGAGUCAAGCAAAUUUUAGGCUCGGAAGGAGAUGUUGUAAGAAAACAAAUGCUCGAAAUGAGGGAGAAGGGUAAGAUUGCUCUCAAUGAAGGACAGUCGUCUAAUGUUGCAUUAACUGCAUUAAUGGAAUCAUGGAUACAUUGAAGAAUGAAGAUUGUGCAAUGUUAUGUAAGUUGCUAUGCUGACAAUACAAUUUCUAGGCUUUACUCGUGUUGAAUCUUUAAUAAGCUUGAAUCUUUAAUAAGCUUAAUUACUUGUGCAAUUGUUCUUAAAUUCUUAAUUUGUUUGAAAUUAUGGAGUGGUCUACUGAUCUUGGAUGUUGCCUAUAUUGGAGGCUA